Messenger RNA from Tachyglossus aculeatus (Australian echidna), 1463 nucleotides. RefSeq names its product C4b-binding protein alpha chain-like. The record is from RefSeq and is a predicted model, not a curated record. The coding region runs from base 264 to 1157 and encodes 297 amino acids. The transcript has 7 exons. Lineage: Eukaryota; Metazoa; Chordata; Mammalia; Monotremata; Tachyglossidae.
UGGAGUGGGUAUGUACAUAUACUUGUGGCCAAGUUUUCUGGCCUCUUAGCGCUGCGUCAGGAGGGACAAGGUUGGGAAAUAUCAGCUCGGCUCGAUUUCCUCCCUGUUGCUGCUGGACACCAACUUGAUUUUUGAAGUAGCCACCGCAGGUGAAGAGGAACUCUGCAAAAAGCCAGGGAGAGGCGUUUGGACAAGGGAUUACAGGCAAGUAAAGCAUUCAUCAAAGGAGUCUGGACUCUGCCCCUCUGGGGACUGCACAGAGGAUGACCUGCAGAAGAAGGCACUUGGAGGCUUGGUCCAGCCUUGGGUUAGGAAGACUCGGCCCCUCAGUUCUGCUCAGCCUGGGGUUCAUACUACCUGCUCUGGUGGCUUCUGUUCCUGGUAACUGUCGUCCCCCUCCAGAGCUUAGGACUGUUCAGCUCCUGGAGCAAUUCAGAAACAAGAAAACUUUCUCUUGGAAAGAAAGUGUGAGCUAUGAAUGUCGUCCAGGCUACAGUGUUAAUCAGCAUGAAAUCCGCCAUGCGAAUUGCCGAUCUACUGGAACCUGGUCAUUGGUCGAGGAAUAUUGUACCCAAAUGUCAUGUCCGGAUCCAGGAGAGUUCGCCAAUGGCAGAUUUUUUCAAACAGAUGGAAACCUGUUUGGAUCGGAAAUGAGUUUUGUUUGUGAUGAAGGUUUUCAAUUAAUAGGUUCAUCGACCAGUCAGUGCAAGGUUGUGCCUUUGCAGAAGACUGUUCACUGGAGUCCUGAACAACCACAAUGCGUGGUCUCUUGUGCAAAGCCAGUUGUGUCAAAUGGAAGUCCAACAACGAUAAGCAGUCAUUACACCCCUCGGGACACUGUCACCAUCCAGUGCAAUCCUGGAUUCCAUCUGACCGGACCUCAGACUGUCACUUGCUCAGAGAGAGGCUCUUGGGAGCCCGAGUUACCCACCUGCAAGAAAGAGUUUUUGAGCUGCCAAAGUCUACAGCUCGGUGGCGAUAUUUUGAAAUGUGAUCCCGACAGGCAACGCGUGAAAACAGCUCUGGAAGUGUAUAAGAUGUCACUGGAGAUUGAGAAACUGGAAUUGGAGUUGGAAAGUAUGAAGAAAAAUCAUGUCAAAGGACAUGUAAGCGCUGAGAUUCCUGAUCCUGAGAGGGACAGACCAAUAAAACAGUAAUAUCCUCUCUUUCCCGCCAGAGGGCACUGUCUAACAGAGGGCUGGAGAUGGAUUUUCAUGAUCUUUUUUAACCAAGGCCUCCACAGACAAAGCAAAGAUUCGAGGCAAUUACUCACAUCAUUUGGGAGAUUCCCUGGAUCAGAAAUACAUUCCGGUUUCCCCGGGCGUAGUCUUACUUAUUGCAGGGGGUACAGCCUCAAAGGCCGAGAAGGAGUAGCUAUUUCUCACUAUGUAAUUUUUUUUUAAGGUAUUUGUUAAGAGCUUACUAUGCGCCAGGCACCGUACCAAGUGCUGGGGUCAAGCCAA